AACAAUUUGUAAUAUCGAGACUAAUGAAACAAAAUGGCAGCCUCCAUGUGUCGUAGGUCGAAGCAAAUAGGGCGAUAUGUCCAAAAUGCAUUGCUAUGUGUGUCCAGAAACAGCAGCUCUCUUCAGGUUCAACUAGAGGAAAACACUGAAGUCGAAUAUCCACCAGUGAAGCCCAAAUUUCCACCUGGAAAGUGGGGAGACAUGGACAGGAAAUACGCCUGGCACUGGCACGACGAAACGACAAAGAUUGCGGAGAUAACAGAUCCAAAACAACGCAUGGACGAACUCACGUCGAAGGAAAUGAAGAUGUGGCUCUUUAAAGUCCCUGAGGUUUACCCAAGACAAUUACUGUUUCAGCAGUAUGCCACAAAAACACACAUGGUGGAGGGCCUCCCUGACAUCUACACGAGUUUAGAAACGGAUUUAUUGGUGAAUAAAAUCAAAGAAUUGCUUAUUGAAUACAUAUGCUUAGAACAGGACAAGAUACUAAGAAAUGUAUAUCUGUCAAAAUUCAGUUCUUGGAUACAAAGCCACCAGAGAUCUCGCAUCAUCGUGGAUGCAAUUAACCGAUCCAUUUUACAGAUGACAAGUGAUGGGUGUGACCAUUUAGCAAAUUGCCAGAUUGGUGAAGGUGUACGAGUCAGUGCAUUCUGGGACAGACAUGGAAUUGAGAGAAACCGACGAGUGAUGCAUCCGACGAAAACCACAUAUGUCACGGUGCAGGACAGUCGGUUUCAAGCUAAAUAUGUGGCUGAUUUUCAAAUCAGAGUGGAACAACCACUGCCAGAGUUUGUGCCAGUUGAUGACCCAUUGUGCAGCAGUGUUGAUGGACCUAACCUCAAGUAUCAUCCGACUGUCAUUGGCCAGGUUCAAAUGAGAAAAGAAAAGCCAUCUGUUGUUGCUGGCCACUGGUUGGGAGAUCCGUGUGAGUUUGGCCAGCUCUCCAUGUUACUCACCAACCAAAUCCAGCAACAGGUGGACUACCACCAGUACAGUAAACAGUAUGAACUGGAAUUUGAGAAAAAUCUUGGACUCAGUGCAUCAUUUGUUUGGCUCGUUGCUCAAGCCCACACACAGGGCUUCAACACCUAUCUGGACUUGACCUACCCACUGACCACUCAAACCAUCUUGACCGACGGUCAGCACUUCACGUUCUUCGCCUACCAGUUGAACACACUGCACCUGUGGAAGAGCAACGACGCGAACCCGACACGAAACGUGUGCUGGCAUACUGACCAGAUGAAACUCUACGAUGUCGUCGAGGACGGCACCGUGAAGGGCUUCAACGACGAUGUACUCAGAAACAUCGUCAAAAUGUUCGUCUUGAAACCUCGUGCAAGGGAAGUUAACCUCCGGCCGACACUGCCGGCUGGGGAUAGCAGAUUAAUUGAACAGACCAAGUACUUGAGCGAGAAGCAAGAAGAGAUAGUUGAGGAGGUGGAGGAGACCUAUGUUUAGUCUCUUUCUUCGUUAUCUCUUCAGGUCAGGGUUGAUCCAUAGUUGAUCACAGGGGUAGGGGAUGUGGGGGUCGAAGAGAGGAGCAGGAGGCAACAUAUUUGUAUAAGCACCAACCACAAUCUUUUUAAUUUUAUGUAUACAUAUGCAGCAGGCAUAAAUUACUAUUACUAAUGAUUUAGUGACAGUCUUAUUCUAUUAACUUUUUCACUAAUUGCCAUUUCCAUCUCUACCCCCACCCCCUUCUAUCUUGGACCCAGUCACUGGCGAAGUCUGAGAUUGUGCCGGUGAAAACGUGCUCGAACCUUAAUUGGAUAUAGGCAUGUUAAUAUGUUAUCCAAUCCAAUCCAGUGGCAGUCUUUUUAAUUUACCCAUGUGAUAAGGUCAUUUCUUGUUCCAACCAUUGCUGCAAUUUUUGUAUAACAAAGGCCAUGGUAUGUACUGUCCUGUCUCAUCUUUCUCCUUGUGAUAAAUUCUGGAUCAGCCCUCAGGGUGAAAUUAACGUUCGUUCUGUUUAGACUGACAUUUGACAAAGACAUUUUAUGAAAGUAUACAUCAGUUUAUCAAGACGUUUUCAAACUACAGUAAUUAUGGCAAAUUAAAGGUUGAUUUAAAACAUGGAUGUAACCUUUUUGUUUUGAAAUAUAACAAUAACAACGCAAAAAUUUA
Messenger RNA from Gigantopelta aegis, 2124 nucleotides. RefSeq names its product 39S ribosomal protein S30, mitochondrial-like. Gene Ontology annotation, cellular component: mitochondrion; ribosome; mitochondrial large ribosomal subunit. The coding region runs from base 34 to 1458 and encodes 474 amino acids. Gene Ontology annotation, molecular function: structural constituent of ribosome. The record is from RefSeq and is a predicted model, not a curated record. Gene Ontology annotation, biological process: translation. The transcript has 4 exons. NCBI's taxonomy places the organism in Eukaryota, Metazoa, Mollusca, Gastropoda, Neomphalida, Peltospiridae.